AUGCCUGCAUAUCACUACCACCAGGCCAACAAGCGAGACAAGGAGCAGCCAACCAUAGCCUCGCAGCUGCAGCCGCUGGUUCCAGGCGCCACCGUGGACGCGGCAGUGGUGGGGUGCGGUCCUGCGGGGCUGUACCUGGCGGCACAGCUUGCGCAGAGGGGCCUCAGCGUUGGCCUGAUCGGCCCUGACAAGCCGUUUGUGAACAACUACGGCGUCUGGGUGGACGAGUUUAAGGCGGUCGGCAUGGACCACACCCUUGAGGUCACGUUUCCCGACGCCCAGUGCUGGUUUGGGGAGGGCAACAAGGUCAACGUGGGCCGCUCGUAUGGCCGUGUCUCGCGCCGCCUGCUGCGCCAGCACCUGCUGCAGCUCUGUGCCGCGGCCGGCGUGACCUACCUCGCCGACGAGGUGUCAGCCAUUGACACGCCCGAGGGCAGCGGCGCGGUUUCCGAGGUCAGGACUGCGGGCGGCGCGGCCCUACGGGCGCGGCUGGUGACGCUCGCGUCUGGGCAGGCAGCGGGGCGAUUCAUGAAGUAUGAGGAGGGGGCGCCCGUGGUGGCGGCCCAAACGGCGUACGGCAUCGAGGCGGAAGUGGAGGGCUACGGGGAGGCCUAUGACAGCAGCGCGAUGCUGUUCAUGGACUACCGCCGCCACCACACCGGCAUCUGGGAGGGCUCCGCGACGCGCCUCGACAGCGGCAACCACCCAAACGCGAACGACGGCCUGUGGGGCGCCGCUGGCGAGGCGCCGUCGUUUCUGUACGCGAUGCCGCUGGGCGGGGGCCGCGUCUUCCUGGAGGAGACCUGCUUGGUGGCGCGGCCAGCACUGCCAUUCAGGGUACUCAAGCGGCGCUUGCAGCGGCGGAUGGCGGCGAUGGGCAUCAAAGUGCUCAAGGUGCACGAGGAGGAGUGGAGCUAUAUCCCUGUAGGCGGCCCCCUGCCCGCCGAGGGCCAGGCUAUAGCAGCAUUCGGCGCGGCCGCCAACCUAGUGCACCCCGCAACGGGCUUCAGCGUCUCCCGCUCCCUCCGCGAGGCGCCCGGCGUCGCGGACGCCGUCGCCGCCACGCUGCGCACGCCCGGCGCCGGCGCGCGGGAGGCCGCGGCGGCGGUGUGGGCCACGCUGUGGCCUGCAGAGCGACGGCGGCAGGCGGCGUUCCACCUCUUCGGGAUGGAGCUGCUGACUCAGCUGGACUUGGGCGCGACGAACGACUUUUUCAGGACCUUCUUCGCGCUGCCCCCCUACUACUGGCGCGGCUUCCUGGGCUCAAACCUGAGCAGCGUGCAGCUGGUGGUUUUUGCGAUGCUCACAUUUGUCCUGGCACCGGCCGGCAUCAAGGCCAAGCUGGUGUCGCACCUGUUGACAGACCCCUCUGGCGCCUACCUGGCCCGGAAGUACCUGGGAAGCAGCAGCAGCAGCGGCGGCGACGACGCAGCCAGUGGCGGCAGCAGCGCGCAGGCAACGGCGGUUGCGGGGCUCCUGAUCAUUCUGGCACAGCAGGCAAACCAGGGGGGGCUUGACUCAUGA
Molecule: messenger RNA, 1524 nt
Organism: Monoraphidium neglectum
Lineage: Eukaryota; Viridiplantae; Chlorophyta; Chlorophyceae; Sphaeropleales; Selenastraceae
Exons: 6
Coding region: 1-1524 (507 amino acids)
Biological process (GO): carotenoid biosynthetic process
Molecular function (GO): oxidoreductase activity, acting on paired donors, with incorporation or reduction of molecular oxygen
Source: RefSeq, a predicted model, not a curated record